Ostertagia ostertagi is the source of this 360-nucleotide messenger RNA. NCBI's taxonomy places the organism in Eukaryota, Metazoa, Nematoda, Chromadorea, Rhabditida, Trichostrongylidae. The record is from the annotation of a GenBank genome assembly.
AUGUCCAUUGUCAACACAUCCAGUCAUCGCCCGUUACAUCCAGUCGCCGACUGUAGAAAUGUUCUACGCUGUAACUGUUCCUCUUUCCCUUUUAUUCAUCGUUCAGGCCAAUGGUUUCAGUCUGAAUCCAUUCGGUGGAGACUUCGACCCGAUUCCGGAAUUUUUUCCGGAUGUGGGAGCUCAAGCAACAUGUUCAGGGCGGAAUAUUCGACUCUGGUUGGUGGUGCGACCUAUGGAGAGACUUUGAAAAACUCAUUCCGUUCCUUACCGUCGACGUGGACAUCAAAACCACCAACGGAACUACAUGGGUCACGACAAACAUUGGAGGACACCAAUACAAUGCCACAUUCGAAGACGUGA